AUGAUAACUUCCCCAGAACAUACUCCUUUGACAGACCCAAUAACAACACAGGUGCCUACAAGUUUUGAUUCUUCUACCACUCCAAUGCUAACAUCCCCAGAACAUACUACUGUAACAGACCCAAUAACAACACAAGAGCCUACAAGUUUUGAUUCUUCUACCACUCCAAUGAUAACAUCCCCAGAACAUACUAAAGUGACAGACCCAAUAACAACACAAGAGCCUACACGUUUUGAUACUUCUACCACUCCAAUGCUAACAUCCCCAGAAUAUACUACUGUGACAGACCCAAUAACAACACAGGAGCCUACAAGUUUUGAUUCUUCUACCACUCCAAUGCUAACAUCCCCAGAAUAUACUACUGUUACAGACCCAAUAACAACACGGGAGCCUACAAGUUUUGAUUCUUCUACCACUUCAAUGAUAACUUCCCCAGAACAUACUACUGUGACAGACCCAAUAACAACACAGGAGCCUACAAGUUUUGAUUCUUCUACCACUCCAAUGCUAACAUCCCCAGAACAUACUAUUGUGACAGACCCAAUAACAACACAGGAGCCUACAAGUUUUGAUUCUUCUACCACUCCAAUGAUAACUUCCCCAGAACAUACUACUUCUUCUACCACUCCAAUGCUAACAUCCCCAGAACAUACUACUGUGCCUACCACUUCUGAUUCUCCAACCACUCCAACUUCAUCAGAAGCAACCCCAGAACAAACUACUCCAACAGAGUCAGAAACGACUCAGGAGCCUACCAGUUCUGAUUCUCCAACCACUCCAACUACAACAGAAGCAACCCCAGAACAAACUACUCCAACAGAGCAGGAAACAACACAGGAGCCUACCACUUCUGAUUCUCCAACCACUCCAAAACCAACAACCCCUGAACAAACUACUCCAUCAGAGCCGGAAACGACUGAGGAGCAUAAAACUUCUCAUUCUCCAACCACUCUAACUACAUCGGAAGCAACAUCAGAACAAAAAGCAACCCCAGAACAAACUACGCCAUCAGAGCCGGAAACAACACAGGAACCUACCACUACUGAUUCUCCAACCACUCUAACUACAUCAGAAGCAACCCCAGAACAAACUACUCCAACAGAGCCGGAAACAACACAGGAGCCUACCACUUCUGAUUCUCCAUCCACUCCAACUACAUCAGAAGCAACCCCAGAUCAAACUUCUCCAACAGAUUCAGAAACGACUCAGGAGCCUACCACUUCUGAAUCUCCAACCACUCCAACUUCAUCAGAGGCAACCCCAGAACAAACUACUCCAACAGAGCCGGAAACAACACAGGAGACUACCACUUCUGAUUCUCCAACCACUCCAAAACCAACAACCCCUGAACAAACUACUCCAACAGAGCCGGAAACAACACAGGAGCCUACCACUUCUGAUUCUCCAACCACUCCAAAACUAACAACUCCUAAACAAACUACUCCAACAGAGCAGGAAACAACACAGGAGCCUACCACUUCUGAUUCUCCAAACACUCUAAAACCUACAACCCCAGAACAAAAGCCGGAAACAACACAAGAACUUACCGAUCCUGGUUCUUCUACCACUCCGAAACCAACGACCACAGAACAAACUACUCCUACAGACCCAGAAACGACUCAGGAGCCUACCACUUCCGAUUCUACUACCACUCCAACAACAUCACUCACGACCCCAGAACAAACUACUCCAACAGAGCCAGAAACGACUCAGGAGCCUACCACUUCUCAUUCUUCUACCACUCCAACUACAUCACUCACGACCGCAGAACAAACUACUCCAACACAGCCGGAAACAACUCAGGAGUCUACAACUUCUGAUUCUCCUACCACUUCAACUACAUCAAAAACCACCCUAGAACAAACUAAACCAACAAAGCCGGAGACAACAGAGAAGACAACACAUGAGCCAACCUCUUCUGAAACUCCGACUACUCCAACCUCAUCAUCAACGGCACAUAGACAAACUACUCCAAUGGAGCCGGAAACAACGCAGGAGCCUACCACUUCUGAUUCUUCUACUACUCCAAAACCAACAACCCCAGAACAACCUACUUCUACAGAGCCGCAAACAACACAGGAGCCUACCACUUAUUAUACUCCGACCACUCCAACACAAACGACACUGCACAAAACUACUUCAACAAAGUCGGAAACAACACAAGGGCAUACAUCUUUUUAUUCUCCUACCACUCCAACUUCAUUACAAGCAACUACAGAACAAACUACUCCUGUGUCGUUGCCAUGUGACGGACUGUGUAAUCCGUGGAAUCAGGAGUGCCUGAGUGACGAAUGUGUUUGUCUAGACGUACUCUCGCCCCAACAGGGGGAAGAAUGCCAGGACCCGUGCUCCGAUAAUUGUGAUCGCAACACCGAGACUUGCGAGGAGACUAGUGGAGAAUUUCAAUGUCAAUGCCGUCCUGGGUAUUAUCUUUCAGGUGACACUUGCGUGGAUUCAUCGACUUUUCUUGCAACCAUGGAGAUAGAAGCAAUCAACGGCACGUCAGCUGAAUUCUCUGAGGACCUUACGAACAGAGAGAGUGAGAGGUUUAUCAUGAUGGAAUCAGAUAUAUGUUACAUGGUUGAUGGCAUAUACGCUGAUACCUUGACUGACUACUAUGGAUGCACUGUCAUCAAGUUUGAUAAUGGUAGUAUCAUCGCAGACAUCAAUCUCCUAUUCGAUCCCGAGACCAAUGUAACAGACCAAAUACUACAAGAGGAACUUGAGAAAGAGAUAGAAAGAACUGGUGGUAACCUUUCGGACGGGUCAUCAGUCUUCACUGUGUCUAACUAUCAAGUAAAACCUACGAAUGAGUGUGAACUGGACAUUGACGACUGUUCAUCUCUUGCAACGUGUACGGAUCUUGGAUCAAAUGGCUAUGAGUGUUCAUGUAAUGAUGGCUACACUGACGUAGAAAACUACCCAGUGGGAACAUGCUUCAUCCACGACAACAGGGACAACGUUUACCCAAAGUACAAUCGGUCAACCAGUAGACAAUGA
Messenger RNA from Strongylocentrotus purpuratus (purple sea urchin), 3000 nucleotides. RefSeq names its product proteoglycan 4-like. The transcript has 11 exons. The coding region runs from base 1 to 3000 and encodes 999 amino acids. Lineage: Eukaryota; Metazoa; Echinodermata; Echinoidea; Camarodonta; Strongylocentrotidae. Gene Ontology annotation, molecular function: calcium ion binding. The record is from RefSeq and is a predicted model, not a curated record.